CUCAUUCUAUACCUCGUGGGCUAUAAAUAUAGGAUGUAUAUUAAAGCUUGCAAGGUAGCUUUCACUACUGUGAAACCUUAUAAACUGCUUCUGCAGAUGACACAACUACACUAGUGCAAAAAUAAUAUAAUAAUCCUGUGAGAAACAAAUCCCUUUAAUUCAUCUCCAUGAAGACCGGCAUCUUCUCUCGGACCACCACCAUCCACCACCACCACCGCUUCUCUCCGGCUGCCACUUCUCAUUGUCUUCUUCCUUCCACCAGAAAUGUAAAUCUUAGACAUACUGGUUUCGAGUGCAAAGCCGUAUCGAAGUCUCCUAUACAAGGUGGAGAAUACUAUGAUUUACUUCAAAAGAAUCAUUUGCCACUAAUCAACUUGCACGAUGACAACUUGACGAAUAACGAGGACACGCACAAGAUUGUGUAUCCAAGCGAUGAAAUUACACAAUUUGUAGACAUAAUAAAAACAAUGUUGGGUUCUAUGGACGACGGAGAGAUAAGUGUAUCUGCUUAUGAUACGGCUUGGGUUGCACUCGUACAAGAUGUCAAUGGAAGUGAUGGUCCUCAGUUUCCAUCAAGUUUGGAAUGGAUUGUGAACAAUCAACUAUCCGAUGGUUCUUGGGGCGACCCUUUAAUAUUCUCGGCUCACGAUAGGCUCCUGAAUACAUUGGCUUGCGUUAUUGCACUAACUUUUUGGAACGUUCAACAUAGUAAAUGCCAACAAGGAUUGAAAUUUCUGAAAGAAAACAUAAGCAAACUUGAAGACGAGGAUAGGGAACAUAUGCCGAUUGGUUUUGAAGUGGCGUUCCCUUCACUCAUAAACAUGGCUCGUAAGCUAAAACUCGAAGUCCCUGAGGAUACUCGCGCAAUGAAAAAGAUCUAUGCAAGUCGAAACCUAAAGCUCUCAAAGAUACCGAAGGAAGUACUACACAAAGUGCCUACAACUUUACUUCAUAGUUUGGAAGGAAUGCCUGAUUUGGAGUGGGAAAAGCUUCUAAAAUUGCAGUGCAAAGAUGGAUCAUUUCUCUUUUCUCCAUCAUCUACUGCAUUUGCACUCAUGAAUACAAAAGAUGAAAAGUGUCUUCAUUAUCUUACAAAUAUUGUUACCAAAUUCAAUGGUGGAGUCCCGAAUGUCUACCCGGUGGAUCUUUUCGAACAUAUAUGGGUCGUUGAUUACCUUCAACGACUUGGGAUUGCUCGUUAUUUCAAGCCGGAGAUCAAGAAUUGUGUUGAGUAUAUCCACAGGUAUUGGACGAAUGAUGGGAUUUGUUGGGCGAAAAACUCAAAUGUACAAGAUAUUGAUGAUACCGCGAUGGGCUUUAGGGUUUUGAGAAUGCACGGUUAUGAAGUCACUCCAGAUGUGUUUCGACAGUUUGAGAAAGAUGGUAAAUUUGUUUGCUUUGCUGGGCAGUCAACACAAGCCACCACCGGGAUGUUCAAUAUGUAUAGGGCUUCACAAUUUUGCUUUCCUGGAGAGAAAAUUCUCGACGAUGCAAAGAAGUUUUCAUAUAACUACUUGAAGGAGAACCAAUCGAAAAAUAAGCUUCUCGAUAAAUGGAUCAUUUCCAAGGACUUGCCUGGAGAGGUUGGAUAUGCACUAAAUGUACCAUGGUAUGCGAGCUUACCUCGACUCGAGACAAGAUACUACUUGGAACAAUAUGGAGGCGAGGACGAUGUUUGGAUCGGGAAAACCUUAUACAGGAUGGGAAAAGUGAGCAAUAAUACGUACCUUGAAAUGGCUAAAUUGGACUACAAUAACUGCCAAGCCAUGCAUCAGCUCGAAUGGAACAAUAUUCAACAAUGGUUUGUGGAAUUUGGUAUCAAACAGUUCGGGACAAGCGAUCUCACAAGCCUUUUGGUCGCAUAUUACCUGGCCGCAGCCAACAUAUUUGAACUAGAAAGGUCCAAGGAGCGAGUAUCAUGGGCGAAAACCGCCAUAUUGAUCGACGCCAUCUCAAAGUUUUUUGAUUCACCACAACUCUCAAAAGAUGAUAGACAAGCUUUUGUUGACGAUUUUCGAAAGAAAUCUACUUCCAAAAGACAUUCCAUAAAUGGAGAACCGUGGCACAAGGUGAUGGUUGCACUGCGAGGAACCCUACACGAGCUUGCAUUGGAUACACUCAUGGUUCAUGGUCAAGACAUCCACCAAUACCUCCAUCAUGCGUGGGAAAUGUGGUUGCUGAGAUUGCAAGAUGGAGAAGACGUGGCACUACAAGCUGAACUGAUAAUACAAACAAUAAACAUAACAGCUGGCAGAUUGGUAUCAGUUGAACUUUUGGCUCAUCCUCAAUAUCAACGGCUUUCAACCGUCACUAACUACCUUUGUAUAGAACUAUUUAAGUUCCACAAGUCCAAGGAGAAUGGCACCACACAUUGUGACAAUGGGACUACGAGCACGGCAAUAGACUCCAAAAUGCAAGAACUAGUGCAACUUGUGCUGAGCGACUCGCCCCAUGAUGACCUUGAUCAAGAUGUGAAACACACGUUUCUAACUGUAGCAAAAACCUUCUACUACAAGGCUUACUUUGAUCCUAAGACGAUAAAUGUUCAUAUCUCCAAAGCAAUGUUCGAGGUUGUAACAUGAAAAUAGUAGUGGUAAGUGCCAUAUUUCUUGCUUUUAUGUAAAAGAGAUAUGGUUGAAUAAGUGUAAUAGCUAAGGUCUUUACGGUUGGGUCUAGUUUACUAAGCAUAAUCAAUAGUUUCAGUUAUUGUAAUAAAAUUUCGUUCAGUUCGGUUAAUUUUGGUGUUUGGUUAUUGAUUU
Helianthus annuus (common sunflower) is the source of this 2759-nucleotide messenger RNA. Its product is annotated as (-)-kolavenyl diphosphate synthase TPS28, chloroplastic. Gene Ontology annotation, biological process: gibberellin biosynthetic process. Gene Ontology annotation, molecular function: terpene synthase activity; magnesium ion binding. Gene Ontology annotation, cellular component: chloroplast. The transcript has 15 exons. Lineage: Eukaryota; Viridiplantae; Streptophyta; Magnoliopsida; Asterales; Asteraceae. Bases 168 to 2582 code for a protein of 804 amino acids. The record is from RefSeq and is a predicted model, not a curated record.